Colletotrichum karsti is the source of this 1032-nucleotide messenger RNA. Its product is annotated as protocatechuate 3. Gene Ontology annotation, molecular function: oxidoreductase activity, acting on single donors with incorporation of molecular oxygen, incorporation of two atoms of oxygen; ferric iron binding. The record is from RefSeq and is a predicted model, not a curated record. Bases 1 to 1032 code for a protein of 343 amino acids. NCBI's taxonomy places the organism in Eukaryota, Fungi, Ascomycota, Sordariomycetes, Glomerellales, Glomerellaceae. The transcript is spliced from 2 exons.
AUGAAACUGUACUCUGUAGCCGUGGCCAUACUGGCCUCUACGGCCUUUGCCCACAAGGAGGUUGCUCCCGGGGUGAUCAAAAGACACGCCGAUCUCUCGAAGCGGUGUGCUUCCGGAGCUGCCAAGUUCAAGCAACGAAGAUUCGAACGCCGCCAGGAAUCCAACUUGAACCGGAGAUCAGGCAACAGCUACACCAUCGUCACGGAGUCCCCCUACUACGACAACCUGCAGAACGAUACAUGCGUCCUCGCUCCCGAUGUCACCGCUGGACCGUACUACUGGCCCAGGUCAGAGACCUUGCGACAAGACAUGAGCGAGGACCAAGUCGGAGUCCCUCUCCUUCUCGACGUUGGUGUUCUCGAUAUGGCUACCUGUGAGCCUCUUCCUUACGCGUUGGUCGCGUUCUGGCACUGCAACGCCACGGGAAGUUAUUCGAGUUUCACGGGCCGUGACCCGAACACGGACUUUCGCGAACUUCUCGAGUCUCUGAACGUGACCGACUUUGAGAUUGGGACGACAGACCUGCACACGGAUGACACCACGUGGCUCCGUGGAAUGUGGCCUACGAACGACGAAGGUGUCAUGGAGAUGAAGACCGUAUUCCCCGGCUUUUAUAUCCAACGUACCAUCCAUAUUCACGCUCAAAUUUUCACGGACUGGGUUCUCCACAACAACGGCACGGUCAAGACAGGCAACACGAACUCGAUCGGACAGCUAUAUUUUAACGAGACUGUCUCGCAGGAGAUCAUGGCGCUGGAGCCCUAUGUAUCGCAUACCGAGAUCAACAGGACGACAAACGACGUAGACUCCGUGUACUCCGAAGGUCUCGCUAACGGCUACAACCCGGUCAUCGACAUUGUUCCGUUGGAUGGAAGUGACAUCCGCAAUGGUAUGGUUGGAUACAUCACUAUCGGCAUUGACACCGAAAAUAGCCCUUCUCUUAGCGGGUCGGGUGGUGGAGGUGGUGGCGACGGCGGUGCUCCAAGCGGCAGUGCUCUGCCAAGCGGCGCUCCCUCUGCCACAGGCAUUUAG